UUUGCUUAAAGAUGCUUGAAGAUGUUGUUAGUUGUAUAUGCUUGUCUGGAUGUAUCUUUUUGGGGAAAAAGCUUAAAAGAGGAGAAUAUUUUCCUCCACUGUUUAGACAGAUGCUUUCAGUGUUAACAGGAAAAGUUAAGAUGCUCUGUUCACGACAGCAUAUUUGCACAUGCUCAUGAGCGUUGUCAUUAUCAGUGUAGAGGCAGCAGUGCUCCUUCGCUAUGCCCGGCGACUUUGAUUGAUCAUUGUUUUGAUCAGCUUUGACUUUAUGAUUUAUCAAGCCUCCAAGUGUUCAUUUAUCUACUUAGCACGCUGACGCCCCUUUAUAAUCCUCUCACUCUGUGUAUCUGAUACCGAAUCACACACCAUAAGCUUCCAGACAACUGACUGUGAAAAAACUCAUGCUGACCUACAAAAUUAAAGUUCUGGUUUUGGUGCAUUUUUCAUUUUUCUUCCAGUUCUUAGAGAAGUGUAUCAUUAAGUUCUUUGAGAGAUGAAAAAGAAUAACAGAAGUUUUAGAGGUGCAAAGAGAAAAAACAGGAAGAGGAGAUGGCGUGGUUCUGCAACCUCCAGUCGUCAUUCACAGAUCCUGCAGGCCCACAGUCAGACUGGGCAGCACCAGGGUAUACCUGUACAGCUGGUCAGUGAACAGGACAUAAGGAGCUGCAGGAGCCUCUGCUACGGAGCUUAUAUUGGCAAUGAGAGUCGGACCCUUGAGUUCAAACAAGGCGAAGGAGCUUAUCUGCAGGAGUUCUUCUACAGGCACGUCUGCGUGUACGGCUGUGCGUUCCUGAACUGCGUUGGCGGCUGCCUGCUGGUGGGCGUGCAUGACAGCGGAGUGGUGCAUGGUGUGAAGCUGAGCCAUGAAAUGGAGGAUGAGGUGCGGCUACACAUGGACGACGCCAUUAAGACCUUCCAGCCUGCACUCUUACCCUGCAACUACACCCUGGACUUCCUUCCUGUUAUCAAACAUGGACAGCAGAGAAGAUGGCUCAAGGUGGUGCGCCUCACCUUCACGCCGCCUCCAGCCGUCGAACCCAUCCUGUUCCAGUCUGGCUCGGGCGAAGUGUUCAUAAAGAGGGAUGGAAGCGUGCAGGGUCCCCUGAGCGUUUCCAGCAUUAUUGAGUGGAACAAACUGAUGUGGGGCAGUAAGGUGAAGCAGCUGGAGCAGUGUGUGUACCAAGCCAGAUGUGAAGCUGGGUGCUUCAGCUGGUUCACCGAUCCACAGCAUCAUAUUGUAGCUUCACUGCCUACCAAGGCUAGAAGGACCAACAGUGUGGAGAUGAGACUGAGAUCAAGUCUGAAGCUGACAGCUGGCGCUCUCCAGCCAGAUUCCAGACCAGGUCCUUCAAUCAGCUGCCUCAACAUAAACAGAAGGCACUCCACAUAGAUAGAUUACGCCUUCUGAGAUGUACACAGCAGAAUAAAGAGUCAUUUUUUAAAUAAUCCUCUACUUAUAGUCUCAUU
Messenger RNA from Melanotaenia boesemani (Boeseman's rainbowfish), 1467 nucleotides. RefSeq names its product schlafen-like protein 1. Bases 494 to 1390 code for a protein of 298 amino acids. The transcript has 4 exons. NCBI's taxonomy places the organism in Eukaryota, Metazoa, Chordata, Actinopteri, Atheriniformes, Melanotaeniidae. The record is from RefSeq and is a predicted model, not a curated record.